Messenger RNA from Periconia digitata, 1958 nucleotides. The record is from the annotation of a GenBank genome assembly. NCBI's taxonomy places the organism in Eukaryota, Fungi, Ascomycota, Dothideomycetes, Pleosporales, Periconiaceae.
CUCACGGCAUGUCGGACGGUGCACUGUAUGUUCCAGAUCAGGCUGCCCUGGACACAGUGACGGAUCCUUGGAGCGAAGCACUUAGGGCCCAACGCGAUUUGGGGUUAUACAUUCCUAUAAAUUUCCAUACUGUACCUGCAAUAUCGUUGAAGGCGGCAUGCUUUAACAAGAAUCUAUACUCAGACAAGGCUUUCCAAAAAUGCUUUUCCAACCUACUAGCACUUGGAUUACGCAGAUUCAACGUAGACGUAUACUGGGACCAAUUGAACUCAGCAUGGAGUUUAUGUCCCGCCGAAAUAGCUCCAGCAGACUCAGAUACAAACUCUAGUUCUCCUUCAUCCUCAUCGUCUUCAUCAUCAGCGUCAACUUCGAUAAGCCCCUCACCUACUGCUACGAACCAGAGCGUGUCUUCAAGUAGCAGAAGCGUGUCACUCACUGCGAGGCAAACGGUUGCAACUCAGACGUCGCUGUUUCCAUCAUCAGCUCCUACAGUAGAGGCACGGCAAAUUUCCUCAAGCACAAUAAGCCACCCAGCAAGCUCAUCGUCGUCAGCAUCUGGAUCUCAAACUGGAGGCAAUGGCUUCAUCGCUCCAAGUGGGUCGUAUAACUGUACACCUUCGCUGACGCUGGGCUACCUGACAAGAAUUCUUUCGAAUUUCCUUGAAAGAAGCGCCACAACGACGGACGCAACCUCUACUCUGCUCUUGCUCAAUCUUCAUGCUGCCGCUCCUUGGUCUUCUCCAAAUUCGCCAGCCCAGAAACCAGGCCAGUUGCCCCAAACCGGUAAUUUCAUUAGCGACAUCAUCACGGGAAACCUAUCAUCGAACCUGUACACACCCCAAAGGUUGGAGGCAGAACGAGCAGAUCUAGACGACAAUGAUGGUUGGUUCUCUGGGAACGAAGACACCCACCCGGCCUCAGGCUACUACGAGACCCAUCAGGUGGAUGGUAGACUGAUUACGACGGACGGAUGGCCUACAGAAGCUUUUAUAGUGUUUCGUGCACUACAGCGUCUCAUCGUGUCUUUCAGAUCCGUGGACCCGCUACUGAGUGAUUACAAUCUCACCGUCGAUGCACCUACUAUCUUCCCUCAAAAUACAAUCAGGCACAGCAAUGAUGUUGCAUUGAAUUCUGAUGGGACCUUAGCAACGGGCUGUUUACUGGUUCCAUCAGAAACCACCAUCACAGCCUCUACCAACUCAUCCUGGAUGCUAGCCACGGCACCCAAUAUCAACAUUGACGCCAAUCCCGAUCUCCUAGUUCCCCUUUCAUCCAUCGCCAAUUUGACUUCUUGUGGUCUCUCCCCUUUUCUCAACUCCUCUCUCGCAGACACAACAGCCGACCAAAACCCUCUACCUUACGCCGCAUUCACGCGCUCGUACGAGUGGACAUUUGCCCCGGGUGAACCAUCGAACAACACAGCUGGUAACAGCACCAUGGGUCGGUGCACAGCCAUGUAUACCAACGGAACUUACCGUGGCCGUUGGCGGACAGUGGACUGCGCUGCCUCGUUGCGAGUCGCUUGCCAAGACCCCUCUGUGCCGUACCGCUGGGAGGUCCCCAGUGAACGUAGCCCUUAUAUCAACGCGCAGUCGCUUUGCCCCGAGGGCCUAGAAUUCAGCGUUCCACAUACCGCACUCGAAAACUCUCAUCUCCUAGCUGCGGCGCUCGCGUCGUCGUCGGAGAAGGAAGUCCGUGAGCCCAUUCUAGUCAACCUCAAUUCACUCGAUGUAGAGGACUGCUGGGUGGCCGGGGAAAACACCACUUGCCCAUAUGUUCCGCCAACUGAUACUGACCGAGCGAGGGUCGUUGUGGUCCCGACGGUCGCCGCUGUCAUCAUCUUUGUGUGUGCGGCCCUGACGUUUUUCGUCAAGUGCGCGGCAAAUAGGAGAGAAGACAAGAGAGGCAGGCGGCGGAGGAUGGUAGGGGGAUGGGAGUAUGAGGGGGUUCCUAGUUGA